ACCCUCUCCCUCCAGCAGAGUGUCACCUCCUGCUUUAGGACCAACAAGCUCUGCUAACUGGACCUCACUCUGCCUGCAGGACCACAGAGCAAGUCUUUCUCUCUUACCCACCUUGCCUGGGAAUAUAUCUCUUCAUCGGAUUGCAGAAAAUCAAAUUCUAUCCUAAGAAUAUUUCACCAAGAAUUUCCUCAGGAGCUGUGCUGGGUCAUGACCCCUGGAUUUAAGAAAUUAUUCAAGACAUUGUCAAAUAUGAUCCAAGAGAAAAUGUGAUUUGAGUCUGGAGACAAUUGUGCAUAUCAACUACAAUAAAAACCCACUAUAGCUGAUAGAAGAGAAGGCAUUAAUCAGAAGAGUGCUACAAUUAAAAAGAGAAACUCCUUCUAGUUCAAUUUAUAUUGUAUUCAUUUUUGCUUUAAGAAUGGAGAAAAAGUGUAUCCUAUAUUUUCUGUUUGUAUUGCCUUGUUUUAUGAAUUUUGCCGUAGCAGAAUCAGAAGAAAACCCUGAAAACUUAACUCAGCUGAGUGUCACUAGAAAUAAAAUCAUGACGGCUCAGUAUGAAUGCUAUCAAAAAAUCAUGCAAGAUCCCAUUCAACAAACAGAAGGAAUUUACUGCAACAGAACCUGGGAUGGGUGGUUGUGCUGGAACGAUGUGCCUGCAGGGACUGAGUCGAUGCAGCACUGCCCUGAUUACUUCCAGGACUUUGAUCCUUCAGAAAAAGUCACAAAAAUCUGUGACCAAGAUGGAAAUUGGUUUAAACAUCCAGAAAGCAACAAAACAUGGACAAAUUAUACCCAGUGUAAUGUUAACACACAUGAGAAAGUGAAGACGGCACUGAAUUUGUUUUACCUGACUAUAAUUGGACAUGGAUUAUCUAUUGCAUCACUGCUUAUCUCACUUGGCAUAUUCUUUUAUUUCAAGAGCCUAAGUUGCCAAAGGAUUACCUUGCACAAAAACUUGUUCUUCUCUUUUGUUUGCAAUUCUAUUGUGACAAUCAUUCAUUUCACUGCAGUGGCCAACAACCAGGCUUUAGUAGCUACCAAUCCUAUUAGUUGUAAAGUAUCACAGUUCAUUCAUCUUUACCUGAUGGGGUGUAACUACUUUUGGAUGCUUUGUGAAGGCAUUUACCUGCACACACUCAUUGUGGUGGCAGUGUUCGCAGAGAAGCAACACUUGAUGUGGUAUUACUUUCUUGGAUGGGGAUUUCCACUGAUUCCUGCUUGCAUACAUGCUGUUGCCAGAUGUUUGUACUACAAUGACAACUGCUGGAUCAGUUCUGAUACUCACCUCCUCUACAUUAUCCAUGGCCCAAUUUGUGCAGCUCUAUUGGUGAAUCUUUUCUUCCUAUUAAAUAUUGUACGUGUUCUCAUCACCAAAUUAAAAGUUACUCACCAAGCAGAAUCCAAUCUCUACAUGAAAGCUGUAAGAGCUACACUUAUCCUGGUACCAUUACUGGGCAUUGAAUUUGUGCUUAUUCCUUGGAGACCGGAAGGAAGGAUUGCAGAAGAGGUAUAUGACUACAUCAUGCACAUUCUCAUGAACUAUCAGGGUCUUUUGGUUUCUACAAUUUUCUGCUUCUUUAAUGGAGAGGUUCAAGCAAUCCUGAGAAGAAACUGGAAUCAAUACAGAAUCCAAUUUGGAAACAGCUUUUCCCACUCAGAUGCUCUUCGCAGCGCCUCUUACACAGUGUCAACAAUUAGUGAUGGUACAGCUUACAGUCAUGACUAUCCUAGUGAACACUUAAAUGGGAAAAGCAUCCAUGAUGUUGAAAAUGUUGUCUUAAAGCCAGAAAAGUUAUAUGCUUGAUAAAAGAAGAUGCACUGAUUAACAGUUUUGCCACUCCUAACUCAAAAGCUUGGAUGCAUGACUUUACAGCCGGAAGAUUUCAGUAUUAAAUGCUUUUCUUGAAUGCCAUAAUGAAAACUCAGACGAACUCAUGUAGUGUUGACAAGUGUUUAACAAUCAACUCUACAGUGAAAAAUAUAUAACUGCAAUGUUUGCCAGUUUCUGUAUAUAAAUAAUACUGCCAUGGUUGAUUUUAUGUUACCAAUGUGACAUCACUGAAUGAAGAACUGAGAUAAGAUGAUCACGAUCAAUAGCUAUGGGUCAAUAUGAGCCACUUUCAGCCAUAGCAUGAAUUCACAAAGGAGGAACACUGUAAAGAUUCAUAUGCAUAUACAUAUUGGGCAGGAUUCUACUCCUCAAGUUGCCUAGAAAGACAUAACUAGACCUGCUGACUUGGAGGGAAAAUUAGCUUGACCUUUUCCCCCCCAGAACAUACCCUAUUCCUCUUUGCAUUUGCCCUUGCAAAUGGAUGAGAUAGAGUUAAUUUGCCAGCUCAUUCUCUUCUCCCCAAGGAGGAGGGAGGGGCUUAGUAGAAUGCCUAUUAACUAGUCAUUUGCUGGUACAUCACAGAUACAGCUGGUGUUAUACCCAUUUUGGAGAUGAUGAAUAGAAUGUACAAUGUGCAAAUUUACUUUAGUAUCAUUAGGGAGACAUCUUGGCUAAUACCACAAAUAUCUUGUCAUCUGUUUUUUCAUCUUACUACAGAAAUAGGUGGAAUCAGUUUCCCUAUAUCUGUAAAUAGAAUAUCUUCCCCUUCCAUUUCUACUGCGUAGACAAAUUAGCAAUUAUUUCACAUGAAGGAAAUCAAUGAAGGAUUUCUUAUUUUCUUGGAAGCUUGUAAAAAAGUGUUGUGAAAAAAUGAGCUUGUAAAUACUGCUAUGCUAUUUUGUAGUCACAAAUCAAAUCCAUGCAAUCUAGGUAAGCUUUUUUAAAAGACAAAUACACAAUUUAACAAUGUAUGCACAUUAAUAUCUGAUACUGUGUCUGGGCCAAUUUUAUAAUGAAAUAGAGUCUGGAAUUCUAUAUUUGGUAAAUAACUUAAAGACAACCAGAUGCCAGCAUCAGAAACUUGAGAAAUAAGAGAACAGAAAUAUCUAUGAUGAGAUAUGAAAUAUUUAUUUAAAAACUCAAGGCCACUGUUUUACUGAAUAUAUUAGCUUAUGUGAUCCAUAUCUUAAUAAUAGGUAGGUGUGACAAUGAACUUGUAUUCUAUUUGAGAAAAUUUAAAUGACUCCAACUGUACUUAAUGCCUAUCAUUACCCAUAUGGCUUUUACCUUAUUGAAAACAAUACUUUUCUGACACAUAUGAAUAAAUGAUUUUGGAAAUGUUCCAGAUUUUUAAA
Condylura cristata (star-nosed mole) is the source of this 3186-nucleotide messenger RNA. RefSeq names its product calcitonin receptor-like (gene CALCRL). NCBI's taxonomy places the organism in Eukaryota, Metazoa, Chordata, Mammalia, Eulipotyphla, Talpidae. Gene Ontology annotation, biological process: angiogenesis; adenylate cyclase-activating G protein-coupled receptor signaling pathway; cell surface receptor signaling pathway. Gene Ontology annotation, molecular function: calcitonin receptor activity; adrenomedullin receptor activity; calcitonin gene-related peptide receptor activity. The transcript is spliced from 15 exons. The record is from RefSeq and is a predicted model, not a curated record. Gene Ontology annotation, cellular component: plasma membrane. The coding region runs from base 419 to 1804 and encodes 461 amino acids.